UCAUAAUAUAUAGUUCCCUCACUAGCUUACAUAUUUUGAGUAAUAAUAUUUCCACGCAGCUUAGUUAUGAAUACCAAAGGAGCUUCUGGGUCAGCAAAACCAGCAGAUGCAAAACCAGCUGGCUCAGCAACUAAUAAUGAUGCUCCGAAACCCAGCCCCUUCAAGAUAAGCGACGAGCAGAUCAAGGAGCAAAUUUUUAAGGCUCAUGGUAAUGACGGGACGUUAGCUGCCGAUUCUCUCUUCCCUAUCGUUGUAAACAUCCUUAAGCGUUCAACCCAAAUUGUUGAUGACCUUGUCAAGGGAUAUGCCAAAGUACCUCCGGCGAAGACUGAGGAUACCCAGAACGUCCCCACCGCCAAUAUCAAUAUACCGAUUUGCACUCUUAAGGACAUUCGUUUUGAGCUAUCAUGUUGCAAGGAUCCACAACCGGAAACGGCACAUGAAAGAACACUGAAAAUACUCACAAACCUAAAAGCCUAUUCAUGGGACGCGACAGCGGUGUUGACGCUAGCGGCCUUUUCCUCGGAAUUUGGGGAUUUCUGGCUCCUCGUUGAGCUUGAGAAAUCAAACCAUAACAAUCUGAGCAAAUCAUUGGCAAUCUUAAAAGGCGCUUCAAACCUUACCAGUACUGCUGAGAUACUUCAGGCGCGUAAAACCGCAGUAAUCGCACUUAAUGAUCUCAUCAAGGAUACACUAGAAUUGACGGACAUCAUCUUCCAAUUGGAGAAUCUUUCUUCUGACUUUCCAAUCGAGAUAGCAAAAAUACCAAAAGAAACAGAUAUCUAUUGGAUUAUGAUAGCUGUCAUUGCAUGCGGGUCUAAGGUUGCAAUUCUCACAAGUACUGAAGAGAUCAAGCCACUCGAUCUGUCCCCCUACGCUGACAAAAUUAAAGCCGUCCUAACCACACGGAAGGGAAAAUUAACCGACUUACUUCUGAAGAAAGCUGAGGGAGCUUUCUAUUCUGACCUCGUAAAAGUCUCCAAAAUUCGUACAAAAGACCCGGAGUUUCUUGCUAAACUCUUCUUCGGCAAGGAUUAUGCUGAUGACAAUGCGAAGCUUAUAAUUGAUGAAUCAAACAAUUGUAACAAGGUUGUUCUCAAUGUGCUCACUGAUAAGACAAAAACUUUGUUUAUCCUCGUUUCGUAUCUUGACAUAUUUGAUGAUGAUCUAGACAUUCUCAAAUUGAUUCAAACCGAAAAAAUAGCAAAAGACCAGAAGCUUCAAGAGCAGUAUGGGAUUGUUUGGAUGCCAAUUGUGGAUGAGAAUCAACCAGAAUAUUAUCAGAAAAUGGCCAAGGACAUUGUAAACAGGGUGAGAACUAAUAAAAUGGAAGGUUUCGUCGUAAAGCCGGUUUCGCACCAAGCAACCCUAAAGUUCUUGAAAAAAGAGUGGAACUUCAAGGGCAGUCCCAUUGUGGCUGUUAAGGAUGAAGAUAAAGGAAUAUAUGUGAACCGUAACACCUUCUACACCAUCUCCAUUUUGGGCUUAGAGGCAUUUCCCUUUGAUAAACGGAAGGAAACUGAAUUUAUCAAUGCGAUGAAAUGGAUGAUUCCUUUGUUCAAGGACUAUUCUGAUGUCGGAGACGACAAAUUAUCAACAUGGGUCAAAAUGGAGAACAAUUACAUUUUCAUCUUUGGAGGUAAAGAUAAGACCGGCUGGGCCAAAGAUAUGAAAGAAAAAAGAGAGACCAUGCUAAAAGUACUCAACCCAGACAGAACAAAGGGUACCUUUACAAUUAAGCUUUUAGAUGUGGAACAGAACUUGGACACUAAAGAGCGCUUUUGGAAGCGAUUAGAAGGCCUCUUCAUCACAAAGAUUAACCAUUAUGACGACCGUCCUAAACAGCAAAUCCAAAGGCUGUAUUCCUACAAAAACGAAGAGCGUGGAUGGUUUGCCCUUAACAAAGGAGAUGAAACGAUAAUCGUCGGAAACCGGACGUCAUUUUCGAAGAUGAUGGACGAGUUCGACAAAUGGUCAGGGAAAAUACGGCCGCAAGAGUUUGAGGUUGCCUUCAGAGACUACCAUGAGAAGACUCUCACCACCCUUUGGGGCCAGAUGAAUUGUUCACGCGUCGACAUUCCAAAAAAUGCCCCCAAAGUGAAGGAGGGCAUAAAGUGCCCCGAAUGUGACCAUGAGAUGGAGAUGUCCAUCAGGUACAAUUGCUGCCACAAUUUUAGCAGGGUUAUUCCCAUUCUUCGCACCUAGGUUUUAUCUGUUUCCAAAUGUUUUAUUGAUUAUAAAAUAUAGGGCACGUACAUACUGGUGUGAUUUUGUGUGUGUGUACGUGUGCAAGUUCAUGUAUUAAUUGG
Morus notabilis is the source of this 2309-nucleotide messenger RNA. Its product is annotated as protein SIEVE ELEMENT OCCLUSION B. The record is from RefSeq and is a predicted model, not a curated record. The transcript has 7 exons. Gene Ontology annotation, biological process: phloem development. Bases 67 to 2205 code for a protein of 712 amino acids. NCBI's taxonomy places the organism in Eukaryota, Viridiplantae, Streptophyta, Magnoliopsida, Rosales, Moraceae.